Cucurbita maxima (winter squash) is the source of this 2000-nucleotide messenger RNA. Its product is annotated as probable carboxylesterase 9. The coding region runs from base 795 to 1964 and encodes 389 amino acids. NCBI's taxonomy places the organism in Eukaryota, Viridiplantae, Streptophyta, Magnoliopsida, Cucurbitales, Cucurbitaceae. Gene Ontology annotation, molecular function: hydrolase activity. The record is from RefSeq and is a predicted model, not a curated record. The transcript has 3 exons.
GAAGAAAUUGAGGUUAAGUUGAUUUGUUCACAGUGUACAUGUAUAUUUAUUAGGCCGUCCGGUUCAACUGCAAAAUGGACCAAAAUCUCCUCGCUCACACACGUUUUGCCGAUAGAGUUCCCGAAAACACGGCCUUCAGUAUACACAAUAUCUUCCUCGUUCGCUGGCGAUCAAAAUCCCCCAAUUUCAGUUUCAGAGAGCAGUGAAACCAUGGGAGGAGGUGAACAUGGAGAAGCCCAUGGUGACUUUAGGGCUAAGGUUUGGAGCAUGAGCGGAGGACCUUAUUGCCGGCCCAAGCAUUGGAAACGCAAUACCGCCAUUGCCAUGGCUGGCAUCGUUCUCGUCUGCAUUCCUGUUGCUAUGAAAUCUGCAGAGCUUGAGCAACGGCCGCACAAUCCUGUUCGGCCAAUUCCCUCACAGCUCUGGUGCAAGAAUUUUGGGAACAAGGAGUACUGAAUCUAUCAUCUGAAAAUUGAGUACAGAAAAUGUGUGCGUUGUUGAUUUUGCAGUUCAAAAGGGGCCUUUUGGAUGUUGUGGUAAUUGCAGAGACUAAUUUUUUCACACUGUGUUAUAUUUUUCCAGUUAACGUCACUCUUGUAAUGGGUUAUUGCCUUCUUCUAAAAAUUGUUAGUGACCAAAAUUAGCUGCUGUUUGUUUUAUCGGGCAUGUUAUCGUACGUGUCUCCAUAAUGAGCAGAAGGAAGAAAUUGUGUGUAGUUUUUGGAUGGUUCAAAUUCAAUAUCUUCAUUUCUCAUUGAUCUCUCUCUAUGACUUAAUGUAGUCGUCGUAAUUUGGAUGGCCAAAACUUCCUCACACUCCCGUCCUUUCCUCUCCUCCUUCCACCCUAAUUUUUCAUCAUCUUCUUCUACUACUUCCGCCUUCCUUUCAUUCACAUUCAUUCAUUCAUUCAUUCAUUCAUUCACAUCCAAAUCCUACAUCUCCACAAUGUAUCUCUCUGAAACCUCCUCCCCCAUUUUCCCCAUUCCCACCACCAUGCGCCGCUCUCAAACCAUGUCCAAGUUCAACCCUUACCACCACCUCAGCAUCUCCCUCAACCCCGACGGCUCCCUCUCCCGCCUCCUCCACCUCCCCGCCUUCUCCUCCCCUGCCCCUGCCGACCCCGUUUCCUUCAAAGACCUCCCCCUCAACCCCUCCUCCUCCACCUCCCUCCGCCUCUUCCGCCCCACCAACAUCCCCGCCAAUGACGGCGUCGUCGCCCGUCUCCCCAUCCUCAUUUACUUUCACCACGGCGGCUGGAUCCUCCACACCGCUUCCGACCUCAUUACUCACCGCAACUGCGCCGACCUUGUCGCUCAAAUCCCCGCCAUUGCCAUCUCUGUCAACUACCGUCUCGCCCCCGAGAGCCGCCUCCCGGCUCAGUAUGACGACGCCGCCGACGCUCUCCUCUGGGUCAAAACCCAAAUGACGGAUCCCCACGGCGACCAAUGGCUCAAGGAUUUUGGCGACUUCUCCCGGUGUUACCUUUACGGCGUCGGCUGCGGCGGCAACAUUGCCUUCUUCGCUGGACUCAAGGCCGUGGCCGCGGCCUCUCAUCUCGACCCUUUGAAGGUCGCCGGAAUCGUCAUGAACCAGCCCAUGUUCGGAGGAGUUCAGAGGACUAAUUCGGAGCUCCGAUUUGCGACCGACCAAUUGUUGCCACUGCCGGUGCUGGAUCUCAUGUGGGAACUCGCGCUGCCCAAGGGGAUGGAUCAGGAUCAUCGCUACUGCAAUCCAAUGGUGGGGGGGCCUCACAAGGAGUUGAUCGGAGAGCUGGGACGGUGCCUGGUGAUCGGGUUCGGCGGAGAUCCAAUGGUUGACCGACAGCAGGAUUUCGUGAAGAUGUUGACCGGAUGUGGAGCCCAGGUGCUGGCAUGGUUUGAUGACAUGGGAUUUCAUAACGUUGACCUCAUUGACCAUCGACGGGCUGCUGCGGUCAUGAGUCUCGUUAAGGAAUUUAUUAUUUGAUUUAUUAAUCCCAAAACAAAAGGAAAAAUAAAUUAA